AACUCCAUAAAUUAAUAGUCUCUUGUAUUCUACUGCUAUAUCAAUUCAACAUGUCUUCUUCUUCUACCACCAAAGUGUCACUGAAGCUUCUCAUCGACACAAAGAAUAACAAAGUUCUCUUUGCGGAAGCUUCAAAAUCUGUGAUAGAUUUUCUCUUCAACUUGCUAUGUUUACCUAUUGGUACCGUAGUUAAGCUCCUAGGCACAAAUGGCAUGGUUGGUAGCUUAGGAAAUCUGUAUCAGAGUGUCGAGAGUCUCAAUCAAAGUUACAUGCUACCAGACCAAUCUAAGGAUGUUCUCUUAAACCCAAAAGCUCAAUGCUCCUCAGCUGAUAUCUCUGGCUUCCUUACCCAUAAUGAUGACAAAGACGAUACUGAAGAAGGUAAUAUCUUUUACAUGUGCCCACAUAGAUGUCGUUAUGAGAUAUCAUAUGAUCCUUCUGUGCUUGGUACAUGCAGACAUUAUAUGACCAAUGAAGUAAGUUGUAUGGGAAAUAAGAAUGUUGCUGAAAAAAAUGAUUUUUCCAAUAUCAAGAGUGGUUUUGUGAAGGAUGUUGUAACAUUUAUGGUGAUGGAUGAUUUGGUGAUUCAACCAAUGUCAACAAUAUCUUGCAUCACACUUUUGAACAAGUUCAAUGUCAAGGACAUUGGUGCUUUGCAAGAAAAGAACGUAGACAUGGGAAUGGAUGAGGGUAUCAAGUUGCUUAAGGCUUCUCUGCAAUCCAAGAUGGUGUUGACAAGUGUUUUCCUCGAGAAAGAAUUAGAUUUGCAAGAAAUAGUGUGACGAGUUUUAAGUAUAUCUUCAAAGUAUUAAGAAGGAACAAUUUGUUUUGUUUUUCCUAGUACUUAAGAACUAUAUCAUCCUUAUUUUCCUUAUCAUUGUACUAAUUUUCAUCAACAUAUUAAUAUCAUUGUACUAAGUAAA
Molecule: messenger RNA, 923 nt
Organism: Lathyrus oleraceus (garden pea)
Lineage: Eukaryota; Viridiplantae; Streptophyta; Magnoliopsida; Fabales; Fabaceae
Exons: 2
Coding region: 51-782 (243 amino acids)
Source: RefSeq, a predicted model, not a curated record